Molecule: messenger RNA, 384 nt
Organism: Penicillium concentricum
Lineage: Eukaryota; Fungi; Ascomycota; Eurotiomycetes; Eurotiales; Aspergillaceae
Exons: 3
Coding region: 1-384 (127 amino acids)
Biological process (GO): maturation of SSU-rRNA; mRNA splicing, via spliceosome
Cellular component (GO): box C/D methylation guide snoRNP complex; nucleolus; small-subunit processome
Molecular function (GO): RNA binding
Source: RefSeq, a predicted model, not a curated record
AUGGCAUCUCCCCCAGAACCCCGCGCCUGGCCUAUGGCGGAUGCUGCGUUGACACAGGAACUCUUGGAGUUGCUGCAACACGCCUUGUAUUACAACCAGCUCAAGAAAGGCGCAAAUGAAGUUACAAAGUCUGUGACCCGAAACAAUUCUGAGAUCGUCGUUCUCGCCGGCGACACCGAUCCUCUCGCGAUAUUGAUGCACCUUCCACUGCUUUGCGAAAACAAGAAUGUCCCGUAUGUCUUUGUGCCUAGCAAGCAGGCGAUGGGUCGCGCGUGCGCUGUGAGCCGGCCGAUUAUCGCAGCCACUAUCACCUCGAAUGAUGCUAGUGACCUGGCUCAACUCAUAGAGCAGGUAAGGGACAAGGUGGAGCGACUCGCAAUCUAA